Molecule: messenger RNA, 6538 nt
Organism: Ahaetulla prasina
Lineage: Eukaryota; Metazoa; Chordata; Lepidosauria; Squamata; Colubridae
Gene: SLC35D1
Product: solute carrier family 35 member D1
Exons: 14
Coding region: 637-1983 (448 amino acids)
Cellular component (GO): Golgi apparatus
Molecular function (GO): antiporter activity; GDP-fucose transmembrane transporter activity
Source: RefSeq, a predicted model, not a curated record
UGCUCUCAGUGUACAUAAAAGAAAAGAUACGUUCAUCAAGGUACAACAUUUACAACACAAUUGAUGGUCAAUAUAUCAAUAUAAAUCAUAAGGAUUGCCAGCAACAAGUUAUAGUCAUACAGUCAUAAGUGGAAAGAGAUUGCUGAUGGGAACUAUGAAACGAUUAAUAGUAGUGCAGAUUCAGUAAAUAGUCUGACAGCGUUGAGGGAAUUAUUUGUUUAGCAGAGUGAUGGCCUUCGGGAAAAAACUGUUCUUGUGUGUAGUUGUUCUGGUGUGCAGUGCUCUAUAGCGUCGUUUUGAGGGUAGGAGUUGAAACAGUUUAUGUCCAGGAUGCGAGUUAUCUGCAAAUAUUUUCAUGGCCCUCUUCUUGAUUCGUGCAGUAUACAGGUCCUCAAUGGAAGGCAGGUUGGUAGCAAUUAUUUUUUCUGCAGUUCUAAUUAUCCUCUGAAGUCUGUGUUUUUCUUGUUGGGUUGCAGAACCAAACCAGACAGUUAUAGAGGUGCAAAUGACAGACUCAAUAAUUCCUCUGUAAAUAAAUAGAGUAAGUGUGAAAAAAACGACCUUUUCCCCCCCCAGUGCCUUUGUAACUUUGAACGGUCCCUAAACGAACUGUUGCAUCGCCCGUUAGCUUUAAGUAUGUUCUGCUCUACAAAUGAAGAUGACGUGACUCAUCGUCCAGCCUUUCUGGAAGAUACGACACCGAAGAAAGCCGUCCUACAAGUAACGAGGAUCUCCCUCCGUCAGCCGUUUCUCUCCUCUCCACCCCACUCCCAUCUUCUCCUGAAAACUCAGGCCAGGCCGCUCCAAUUGGCCGCUCGAGCUGCAAAGCGGCUCGGGAGCUCGAGCUCUCCCGGGCUUUCUCCUCCGUGGCUCCGCCCCCUCCUUGACGUCCCUCUGGCAACCAUGUCGGCGGGCGUGCGCAGACGUCAAGCAGCUGGCGUGAAAGCAGAAGCUCCCUCGGUCGCCGUAGUAGCUGCCCCAGCCCGCGGAGAUGAGGAGCCGGGCAUGGCGGCGGCCUCCAGCCUCUCCGCCUGCCUCAAGCUGCUGGCGGCUGCCUUCUACGGCUUCAGCUCUUUCCUCAUCGUGGUGGUGAACAAGAGCGUCCUCACCAGCUACGGAUUUCCUUCCUCACUCUGUGUGGGACUAGGACAGAUGCUGGCUACCAUAGUUGUCCUUUGGGUGGGAAAGGCACUCAGGGUGGUCAAGUUUCCAGAUUUUGAUAGACAUAUACCUCGAAAGACUUUUCCACUACCUCUUCUCUAUUUUGGGAACCAAAUCACAGGACUGUUCAGCACAAAGAAAUUGAAUCUGCCAAUGUUUACAGUCCUGAGACGGUUUUCCAUUUUGUUUACAAUGUUUGCAGAAGGAAUCUUACUAAAGAAAAAAUUUUCUUGGGGAAUUCGGAUGACAGUAUUUGCAAUGAUAAUUGGUGCAUUUGUAGCUGCAAGUUCUGAUUUGGCAUUUGAUCUAGAAGGAUAUAUUUUUAUCUUGAUCAAUGAUGUCUUGACAGCUGCAAAUGGUGCUUAUGUAAAACAGAAGCUAGAUUCAAAGGAGCUGGGAAAAUAUGGUCUCCUUUAUUACAAUGCACUAUUCAUGAUUCUUCCUACUUUGGGCAUUGCCUACUUUACAGGAGAUGCACAGAAGGCAAUGGAAUAUAAAGGAUGGGCAGAUACCCUUUUCCUUGCACAAUUUACACUCUCCUGUGUGAUGGGGUUUAUUCUGAUGUAUUCAACGGUACUUUGCACUCAGUAUAACUCUGCCCUUACAACUACAAUAGUUGGCUGUAUUAAGAAUAUACUAAUAACUUACAUAGGAAUGUUCUUUGGAGGAGAUUAUAUUUUCACAUGGACAAAUUUUGUAGGAUUAAAUAUUAGUAUUGCUGGAAGCCUCGUUUAUUCCUACAUCACUUUUACAGAAGAACAAAUAAGUAAACAGUCUGAAGCUAGCAUCAAGAUGGACAUUAAAGGGAAAAGCGCUGUAUGACAAAAGGCAUGCUUACCAGAGUAACUCACUUUUUAGAAAGAUGUUUUCAAAUCACUGUAGUAUGCAGUCUCUGAAUGGAAUUGGAUGGCUAUGUCGUAUUUGCACAAUCUGAAGAUUGCCACAUUUGGAAUCAAUUAUUUAUACUAGACUGCACAUACGAUGAAUAGAUUGCAUUUAGGCUGCAAGGAAUUAUAUAUGUAGUGAAACAGGAUUAAUAAUCCCAAAUGCAGCAAAAGUGUUGUUGGUCAGAAUUGGGUGCAGCAAGAAAAUGCAUCACUGAAAUCAAGCAAGCCUAUUGUUCAGACUCUCAUGGCUUUGGCUUGUUGAGCCUUCCAACUUUAACUGCAUUUUCCUUGAAGUCAUGCAAUCUGUAUGAAUGAAAUGUACCAGUAGUUUCUACAUCUCGUUGCAUGAAGCUGUGUAUAAAUAAGAAGAUACUCUGAACUGCAGUUUGUGGGGAAGGUAGACCUACAUUCACAAUCAACAGAAAUGUUACCCAAUGUCCCAUCUAAUUUUUUCCCCUGAACCUAGUGAAGCACUUUUAAGUGUGUGUUACACAUUGUUUGGGUUAUCUUGGUCAGAAUUAUUUUUAAACGUUUAUAGACUUAUCAGUACCUGUUACAGAUAAAGAACAGAUAAAUGUUCUAAAGAGUAAGGUUUUAAAUGCAGUUUUCUCCUGAAGAAAUGAGAAAAGCAAACUGCAGUGCUAAAAUGUUUUUCCCUAGUAAAAGGUUUUCUUUUAUUUACUUAGCUUUUUUCUAUGCAAUGAGUAUCCUUUUUUAAAAGAAAAAUCUCAUCACUGUUUUUUUUUUUAAAAAGGUUAUAGCUUUUUAAAAGACUGUUAUAAACAAGUUUGCCGUUCGUUGAUUUAAGUGUUUUGAAAUGCACAAUUUUUUUUUCUGGAAAAAAAUAGUUUAUUCAAGGUUUUUGGACAUAGAAAAGCAUGCUGUUGGAAGUUAUAUCAACUCUAGCUUCCUUUUUUAAAUAGGUUCACAUAGCAUGCUAAAUCGUUAAACAGGUCCCAUUUUGAAGAAAGUGAAUUCCUGGGUGUUCACAUUGAUGUGGUAGAAGCUGUUUUCAAAGGAGCCUCACCAGCCUUGCAAAUGAAGCUUUUGUAUCUGUUUGAGGUUUUCAUAUUGUUGCAAAGCAAAUCAGAUUUACAAUGUCUCCAACACAAGUCUUUAAAAGAAAUUAUAGUAUAUUCUACUAUCAGUUGCCCUAUCACACGCCUCUCACCCACUUACACUGAAACAUUAGGAAAACUGAAGUAUCUGGAUAGUGUUUUAUCCAAAAAAUUCUGAAGUUUAAGGAGCUAUCUAUCAAAUUCAGACCAUGUUUGAAAAAUGGCUCAAAGCAAAAAUAUUCUGUUGAAUGAAAUCCAGUUUGCUUUUCACUAAAGAAAACCUAGCUUCAGUUUAUUUGACUCAGUGAACCACAAAUUCCUGGCCUUGUACAUAGAGAGAUUGCAAAAUAUAAUAAAUAAUCCCUUUUAAACAUUAAAGACAUUGUAAAGGAGAACUCUGUGAGAUUGGCAGCCAGAAAUCUAUGGUAGAGAACUUUUUUUAACUAGCAAGAUUUUAUUAAAAGGCACAAGCUUUCAUUAAUUGUAGCUCAUAUUUGCAAUUCUAAAACAUAAUUACAUCAGAAUCAACUCACAUAAAAUAUCUUCAGGCUGUCUAAGGUUUAACAAACACAAAUGAUUUUAAUACAUUGCUCUUACUAAUUCAUGGUGUAUUUACAAUUUGUCCCACGUGUAACCUGCAUUCUCCUCCACUUGCUGCGUUUUCUUUUUUUUUUCUUCAAAUCCUCCUCCUGUUUAUUCACUUCAUGCAUCUCAUGAAACUCAUAAAAGCUUAUGCCUUUUAAUAAAACUUGUUAAACACCUUUUAAUUAUUAAAAACAUUCUAAGACAUUACAGUUUUUCUAAAUUUCAAAAAGAAAAUAAGAUUAAAUACUAAAAUGAUCAGAACUUAAAAGAUUUCUCAUCCAAGAAGCUGAGAUUGUAAGUGAAUUUCUUCCUAAGGAGACGUUUCUACCCUGAUGUUCUAUUGUCGGGACAAAUCCUUGUUCAGGAUUGUCAAGCCUGCGGAAGUGGUGCCAAAAUUAUCACACUAACAAAAUUGCCACACUAACAAAAAUGAAGUAAUUUUUACCUGUCCUCCUCAGUGGGCCUCAAGAUUGUUUUGUUUAUUUUUUCCUUUCCCCAUGAUUUUGCAUGUAAGGUACAGUUAUAUCCUUAAUGGCUUUGUGGGUUAAAUUUAACUCUAAAUUGAAGUCUGUGAAACAGCUAAAUCUUACAUAUUCUGUGUUAAAUGUAAAUAUGCAGUCAUUCCCGAUCUGGCACCAAAAGCUGAAUUGUGUGUACUGGAGACAUUAUUUAGCAUGUAAUUAUUAUUGUUUUGCAUAUUUAUGACUUUGUUAGAGGAGGGGGGGUGGAGAACUAUGCUGGACAUUGCAACAAUACUAACAAGAAAUCCUAUUCCAGCAGUAAGUUGCUGUCUGAGAUUGCACAGAUUGUUUGGCGCACGUUAAAAUACAUCCUCUUAGCCUUAAACUGUUGAAAGUAAACACAGCACUUCAGAGUGCAUACUUGCAAUAUGCAGAGUGGGUAACUGUAACAGUUGUUCUGGAAUAGUCUAUCCUAAUGUAAAGCAGAAAAGAGAAUCCUGGAGCUUCACAACCACAUGACGGUCUUGAGCCUUUUUGCAGCCUCGGAAAUACUCUUAUUCAUAACGUUGCAAAUUUAUUGCUGUUUUGAGAUAUGAAGUACGUGUGCAAGUCUUUCAAUAGGUUUACUGCAAUUUGAAAAACAAGCCCUGCUCUCCCCAUAAUAAGACACUCCCUCCCCACCAUUAGCAAUAGGCGCAUUGUAACCUUUGGUUAAUAGAACGUUGUCCAUUCAAGCAAGAAGCAAGUUUUUAAAUGUUAUGGUCUCCAUGUUUUUCUUUUGGAUAAAUGCUGUUUUAGCCAGCAGCAAUUUUGGAGGAGGGGGGGAAUAGUGAAAUUUGGGUGCGCCGAUUUUUUUUUCUUUGCCUAAGACGUGUUAAGUCAUCCUUUGCCUUGUUUACAUUUUUUUUGGUGUGUUUCUGUUUUCAAUUCUAAAUCAUAGAAGUUUAUUCUUUCAUUUAUUACUGUUUUGCCGCUGAAUUUAAACGCUAUGAUUGUAGGUGGUUCUGCAGAUCACAAGCGUCAGUUCGACAAAAAGAGAUGUGUAGUUUCUCCAACUGCUAUAAACCAAUUAUCGGAACCAAUAUUUUAAUCAAAAUGAUUUAACUCUAGAUUUUGCACCUGCCAGCUAUUUAGAAGAAUGAACUAUCUUGACUUUGAAGGGAUCUAUUAUACUAGAAUUUUAUUUUGUCUACUUAUGCUGGCUUGUUAAGUAGAUAAUGGUAGCAUUUAGGUGAUGCAGGCUAAAAAAUGGAUUACUUAGCACACAGCUGCCUUGGUCUACUGUUACCUUAAUUAUACUGUGCACUAAAAUUCUCAAAAUGCUUGUGGACAAUUUAUGCAAAUAAACAUGUAGAGUAAGGGUUGCUGGUAGACUAGAAUUCUCAUAAUUCAGUCAAAUUAUUGUAUUUUUGUUAACCUGCUCUACUGAGGCAGUUGCUCUCAGGUACUUGUUAGACAAAAUGUUAAUCUACUGGAUAGAUUUACUGCCAUAUUAAAUAGUUCUCAGUUCAUUUGCUUUUUUGUAAUAUACACAUUUUUAGUGCCAAGUUUUAGAAAAUAUAUAUACUGCCUAGGUAAGCAAGUCAUAGUUUUAUUUUCUACACUGUUAAACUUCCUGUUACUAUUUUUCGUAUAUAGAAUCCAGCAUUAGGAAUAAACAUUUUUAAUGUAUAACUUUUAUGUGCUAUGUAUUUUUGUACUUGGCCUAAAUAAAUCAAGAUUGUCUCCAUUUACAUUUUUUUGUUCUGGCUUUUAUAAGACUUCCAAUGUUUUAGUGACAAUAGAUUUAGGAAUACUAUACUUUAGGUAUUAUACUGUUAAUUAUCUUAGGCUUUGGCACCACUUUUUAGUGAACUCUAACGGUGUAACAAAUUCAAUGGUAGUUGCCUAUUGUUGUAAAACCAGUCAUCUGUAUUUAGGUUUGUUUUUUUAAAAAAAAAUAACUCAAGGUGGCAAAUAUAUUCAACACACCUUCUUCCUCCUAUUUUCCAUACAACAAUAACCCUGUGAGGUGAGUUGGGCUGAGAGACGUAAGUUGGAUCCUCUGAAGUAUGAACAAUAUGUGAGAAAGCUUGGAGUUGUCUUCCAGAUGCAUAUACAUCCCCUACAACAAGUUGGAUAUGUGAAUAAAAGCAUCUCUUCAUCACAUGAAGUGGUUGGGCUGGCCCAGAGAAACCUGUGUUCAGGCUGACCUUCAGAGGGUUAUUAAACCAUCAUUCAGUUCAACCUACCUCACAAGAUUGCUGUUUCAAUAAAACAUCACGCAGUAUAUACCAACUGGAAUUUCAGCUUGAUACAUGGAGCCCACCAUAAUUUCCUGUUUGGAAAAAAGUAUAAAUCAUCUGUAAUCGCAGAUCAAACACCACAAAGAAGAGGGAGUCAAACU